AUGAUGGAGGAAUAAACACGUCAUGGGCCGGUGGGGGAGGGGUGAGGAAUGUGCGCGUUAACGGCAGCUUUAGAAAAAGGAAAAAAACGCGCCCCUCGUGUGCGUCACGGCCCCCGCGGUUCGUUUGCUCUCCAGCGACUGGCUUCAUGCUGAUAACAGACAACUGCGCCCGGGGAACACAUGACGAGGAGCGGCGGCGACAAAACAUCAUUAUGGGUCAACUUUGUUUGGCUGCUGCGGGUUGUAAAAACGACACUCAUAUGUUGGAACAUAUCCAUCACUUCAAAAACAUCCUAAAACUGAAAUAGUGCGUAUUUAUGUCACGGUUUUACUGACUUUUUGUUGCCCCUUUAUAUUCAUCCAACAAUUCAAACACCAUCCAUAUUCGGAAUGUGGUCAAACUGGUCAUCUGGACACGUUAUUAGUAAGUAGUCUCCAUGGUUACUGCUGUCAUGAGGGGGGUUUAUCACGUGUAUAAAUGAUCUUGUAAGUGCAAUAACAGCUUAGAAAACCCCUCCGUGUCUCUACAAACAUGGCCCUGCUCUCUGAUAAAAGCCAGUCUGUUUGGUCGCUUCACCUUCUCGAACCUGGACAUACAAAUUAAGGGGAAUUAGUCAUUUAUUUAUGAGCUUUAUGGCUGAGUCUCGGGUCAUUUUCACCUUUCCUUUGUGUUUUUUUCUUACCACCAUUGUCAAAUCAAGGGCCAAUCAUCUCCCGGUGUUUGGUGAAUACAGGGACCAGGCUGUCAUCAAAGGCAGCGGGAUCUCCCUUUAUCACCCACAGCCCACUCAGGUGUGGAGCUCAGUCCACUCUCACUAAAAUAUGACCAUAGCAGGAGCUCUGCGCCUCUGGAUCCUCCUCGCCCUCCACCUGAGGUGCGCGGCGCCGCUCACCAUCCCUCGGGGCAGAGGGGCGGCGGAGCGGCGGGUCAGCGCGGACCAGGAGACGAGGACCGCGGGCGAGCGUCUGGACGCGCUGCUCCACCUGAAGGAAUCGCUGCGCGGUCCGGCUGCUGCUCCGCACAAGAAGGCGCCGCAGUUCAUGCUGGAUCUUUUUAACGCGGUGUCGGUUUCAGAUGGAUCACCGAAGAGCCAGAAAGACAUUUUGGAAGGAAACAUAGUGAGGAGCUUUGAGGAUAAAGGUCACACAGGAGAGAGGUUUCACUUCUUCAACCUGUCAUCUUUCGACAAAGAGGAGAGAAUGAUCAAAGCAGAGUUCCGUUGGUUCAGAAAGAAACAGAAGUUUUACCUCGGAAAGUCAUAUGGACCUCAUUUCUAUAAGGUGGAUCUGUAUGAGGUGCUGGACAGCAGAGUGAAGCCGUGGAGAGGAAACCUCAUCACGUCCAGACUGGUGCCACUCUACACUCAGGGAUGGGAAGUCUUCAACGUCACUCAAACAGUGUCUAAGUGGAUCCGGAACAGUCAGGAGAACAACGGCAUCCUGGUGGUGACCACACUUCCUUCUGGUAACUGGAUGGAGUCGGUGGUGUCGUCGUCAUCCAAGCAGAGUGGAGAGCUGUCUGACACUAACUCCUACCUGGUCAUAUUCUCUGAUGACGGGAGGACAGGAGCGUCCAACCAGUCAUACCUGGGUCAAGGUCGACCUCCAGCAGCAGCACCUGCGCAUCACGACCACAGCAGCAGGAAGAAACGUGCGUCUACCGGUUCCUCCUCCCACGGCCACUCGCAGCCCUGCCAGCGGGUUCCUCUCUUUGUCGACUUUGAGGAGAUUGGCUGGUCAGGCUGGAUCAUCUCUCCCCGUGGAUACAACGCCUACCACUGCAAAGGCUCCUGUCCAUUCCCACUGGGCGGAAGCCUCAGAGCCACCAACCACGCCACGGUGCGCUCCAUCAUGCACGCGCUGAGGCUCUCUGCUGAUGAAGUGGGAGCGCCCUGCUGCGUACCCGACAAACUCCAGUCCAUCAGCUUGUUGUACUUUGACGACGAGGAGAACGUGGUCUUGAAGCAGUACGACGACAUGGUGGCACUAAGCUGCGGCUGCCACUGAUCUUCCCUUUUUAACGAUGAGCGGACAAUGAUGGGGAUGAUGGGGGAUGAUGGCUUGAGGGAGCUAUUUUAAAACACUGUAUUUUUGUGAAAAUGUUUAUUUAUUGUAUUAUUUUUGAGAAAUAAAACCACUAUUCCCCUGCUAUUAAUCAUCCUUUUUCCUAGGUUAGUCUAUGCGUUUAUAAGGAGUUGAUAGCCCUGAAUACUACAGACUGACGGGAUUAAUAAUCCUGAAUUUAGAUAAUGUU
Messenger RNA from Solea solea (common sole), 2254 nucleotides. RefSeq names its product bone morphogenetic protein 2-like. Gene Ontology annotation, molecular function: cytokine activity; growth factor activity. The coding region runs from base 823 to 2007 and encodes 394 amino acids. Lineage: Eukaryota; Metazoa; Chordata; Actinopteri; Pleuronectiformes; Soleidae. The transcript is spliced from 5 exons. Gene Ontology annotation, biological process: SMAD protein signal transduction. The record is from RefSeq and is a predicted model, not a curated record. Gene Ontology annotation, cellular component: extracellular region.